AUAUUAACCUUCUUCUAGGUGUUUGGAGGAGCUGAAUGAGGAAAUCUUGAAAAAGGGGAGAACACUUUAGGUUGCACCGUGCUAGCACGCUUUGGUUAAUUUUCGUGCCUCUUCUUCUCGUAGAUGUUGUGUUCUCGAAAAAUGUAGGAUCUCUAUUCUCCAUCAGAUCAAAAGAUUCAGAAUGACGAGAGACGCUUCGUUCGGAAGGUAUAAUCUCAAAACUCUCCACCUUCUUGAUCGAUAAUGACGUUGGUUUGUAUGCCUUCAUUGCAGCCUUCAAUUCGAUGUGUUAAAUCGGUGAUCAAGUGCUGGAUUUUGUGGGUUUAAUUCUUUCUUCUAAGUGUUGAAGCCAAUGCACUUGAGCAAUUUUAGAGAGGAUUAGGAGCACUAGCUAAUGGAUAUGAUUGCAACGUCCUCCGCUCUCUGGAGGUCUAGCCAUUGCUAGCCCUAGAUAGAUAGUUUGAUUGAGGGAUUCCUUACUUGGGGAUUCUUUCCUAAAGUAAAUCUUUUGAUUUCCGUCAGGUAAUUAAUUAUUUUACACAUGGAUUCUUUGGAGAAAAAGAACAGUAAGGGGAAAAGGGUGAAUUUAGAGUUAGAAUAUCCACCGUUAUCCAAGAAGAACAAGUCACACAAGGAUGGAUUCUCUGUGCAGACCAAAAGACCUUGUGUAAAAGACUUGGUUGCUGCUUGGGAUAGUCUAAGUAAUCUUGACAAAGUGAGGUUUGACAAGAAAUUUGGCAGAAUAGCUGAUGUGUUGCAAGUAGAGCCGGACUGGGAAAUCAUUAGGGCAAGCCUAAGAUUUUAUGUCCCGCAUCUUCGUUGCUUUGUUUUUCCAGAGUUUGAGUUGGUACCCACCAUUGAAGAAUAUUUUCAGUUAUUGUUCAGUCGCCCAGCAAUGAGUUCAGAAAUUUAUGUUCCAGACCCUAUUAAUUUUCAAUUAAAUAAGUUGCAAUUUCAGUCCAUGCUACAAAAGAUUUUGAGCUUUCCUUUAGAGUUCACAGAAAGUUGCAUUAUAAAGAGAAAUGAAGUAUGGGGAGUUAAUUGGAACAUGAUGUAUUCAAAAUUAAAGUCGGAUCUAAAUUCACUUUCUGAGGAAGAUCGUUUGAAUUUUGUUGCUUUGGGUAUUUAUGGAAUGAUUAUUUUGCCUACUAGUAUGGAAGUUAUCAGUUCAUUCGUUGUAGCCAUGUUUGAGCAGUUUAUCAAGAAUCCAAAUCUUAAUGUUGCUCCUGUUUUAAUUGCUGAAACUUUACGAGAUGCUGACUAUAUUAGAGCUCAUGGCAAGGGUAGAUUCACAUGUUCUGCUAGUUUGUUUACACUAUGGAUACAUGCACAUGUAUCAAAGGUAGAUUUCUCCACAAUUAAGGAGUUUGGAAUUUUGCAAAAAAAGAAUCAAUUGGAAAAGAAAAUGGCUAACCAGUGGCAUCAACAAUUCUUGAAUUUGAAAUCUAAAGACAUAGUUUGGUGUGCGACAUGGUUGAAGUCUACCAAUUACUUUUAUCCUCCACGUGGCCAUAAUUGGAUUCCGUUGUUGGGCGUUCGAGGAGCUAUUAGCUAUAGUUCAACACUAGUGAUGAGGCAAUUUUGUGAUAGGCAAAGUAAACCAUUGCUAGAUGGUAUUUCCUCAUAUGGGUUUGAUUAUUCUCUUGAUACUCAAGUAAUUAAUCAAAUUGGCUUUGCCAAAGAAGUAUGGUCACAAUGUGAAGUGCGUUUCUCAAGGAAUAAGAUUUCAGCCACUUGUGAGUUUCUAGAAUGGAGGAAAGUUUGGCUUCAAGACAUAGUUAUCCCUUAUGACAUUCCCAUUGUUAAAGAAGCUAUUAUUGUGGAUUUGAAGAAAAGAAUAGUAGAGCUAGAAGGUGAGAAGCAAAAAUUGAUUAAAGAAAAGAAUUCUAUAACUUUUGAAAAAGAAAAGGCAGAGAAAGAAGUUGACAAGCAUGCUCAAACUCUGAAAAAAUUAAGAACGAUCAUCCAGAAGGAAGAAAGGCAGAAUGAUCAUUUAAUGUGUGACAAAAACAAGUUGGAAGAUGAGCUCAAUCAAUUCAAGAAUCAGAAUGCCAAUUUAAAGACUCAAGUAAACCAGCAACAUGAUGAGAUUGGUCGACUUAAGGGCUUUGAAAAUGAAGUGGAGAAUUUGCUUGAUAACGAAUUACAAUUGUUGCAACAACUUGAGGAAGCUCAAAAUAAUGAAAAAUUGAUGGAGCAAAAAUUGUCGUUAAUGCAAACACAACAAGUUUAUCAAAAUGAGAAGAUAAGAGGAUUGGAAGCAGAAGUAAGAGGCUUAAAUGGACAAUUGAGGGAAUCAUUAGCUACAAUCAAUCAACUAAAAAGAGAAGGAGGAAAGGUGCUCUAUUUGGUCAAUGGAAUCUAUUCAAAAGCAAUGAAGGUUGAGCGUACUAUUCCACCAAAUCAACAUGAUGCGGCUUCAAGUUUUGUGGAAGGGCUUUCAAGCAUGAUAAGGGAUUAUUGUGAACAUGAACUUGAAACAAUAGAGUAUUGGAAAAACAAGGAGAAAUGAAAGUUUAUGAUUGUUAUCUAUUAGUUGUUACAUUCAAAAUUUUAAAUAAAGGAAUAAAGUUUGA
This is a messenger RNA of Rubroshorea leprosula, 2576 nucleotides long. Lineage: Eukaryota; Viridiplantae; Streptophyta; Magnoliopsida; Malvales; Dipterocarpaceae. The record is from the annotation of a GenBank genome assembly.